Messenger RNA from Eimeria maxima, 4305 nucleotides. Its product is annotated as chromosome condensation protein, putative. Bases 1 to 4305 code for a protein of 1434 amino acids. NCBI's taxonomy places the organism in Eukaryota, Apicomplexa, Conoidasida, Eucoccidiorida, Eimeriidae. Gene Ontology annotation, biological process: mitotic chromosome condensation. Gene Ontology annotation, molecular function: protein binding; ATP binding. The transcript is spliced from 20 exons. The record is from RefSeq and is a predicted model, not a curated record. Gene Ontology annotation, cellular component: chromosome.
AUGCUUGGGGGGGCCCCCCGUAGGAACACGUCGGGGCCCCGAACUGUUGCUGAUUUAUUGGAGGGUGUACAGCUAUCAACAGCAGCAACAGCAGCAGGAGCAGCAGGUACAGCAGCAGCAGCAGCAGCAGCAUCUACAGGAUCAACUCUUGGUAUACCUCAUGUCCCUGAUUCUCCAUCUGCUGCUGCAGCUGCAGCUGCAGCAGCAGCAGCAGCAGCAGAUGUUGAUUCAUUAGGUUGUUCCUUAGCAAUACCUCCAUUAUCUCCAUUAGGUCCUCCACCUUUGUUGUUGCAGCAUCAGCAUCAGCUGCAGCAACUGCAGCAGCAACUGCAGCAGCAGCAGCAGCAGCAGCAGCAGCAGCAGGGUCCAAUAAGACGACUUAUGAUAGAAAAAGUUGUCUUGGAGAAUUUUAAAAGUUAUAGUGGUAAAAGAGUCAUUGGACCCUUCCAUAAGAGAUUUACAGCAGUAGUAGGACCAAAUGGAUCAGGGAAAAGUAAUUUAAUAGAUGCAAUGUUAUUUGUCUUUGGUAAAAAAGCUCAGCAAAUAAGACUACGUAAGGCUACAGAACUUAUACAUAAUUCUGCUUCUGCUUCUGCUGCUGCUGCUGCUGCUGCUGCUGCAGCAGCAGCAGCAGAAGCAGCAGCAGCAGAUACAGAAGGAGGAACAAGACCAAGAAAAAAACAUGCAACACAAGCAGCAGCAGCAGCAGCAGAUGGACAGCAGCAAGACACAGAACAACAUCUUAUACAAAGCGCAAGUGUCUCCGUCUUCUUCCAAGAGAUUAUUGAUCCAGAUCCAGAGAAGGAGGAGUAUGAGGUAAUAGAAUCAUCAAAGUUUGUAAUAAAGCGUGAGAUACGUCGUGACCCCCCAAGCAGCAGCAGCAGCAGCAAGAGCAGCAGCAGCAGCAGCAGCAGCAGCGGAGGAGGAGGAACAAGUACAUUUUAUAUAAAUAAUAAGAAGUGUCUCCUUCGUGAUAUAAUUUGUCUCCUUAGAUCUAAGGGUAUUAAUCCCCUUAAUAAUAGAUUCCUUAUACUACAAGGAGAAGUUGAGCAUAUUGCUAUGAUGCCCCCUAAAGGAAAUAAGCCAGAGGAGACAGGUUUAUUGGAGUAUCUAGAGGAUUUAAUAGGUACAAAUGUAUUUGCUGAGCCAAUAGAGAAAGCCCUUCAUUACUUUGAAGAUCAAUGCCAAAUCUACCAAGAAAAAGCAAAUAGACUACGUUGUGCUGCUGCUGAGCUAAAAAGACUGCAGGGGCCCCGCGAGGAGGCCCUCAUGGCUCUUAAGGCUAAUAGGGAUGCAGCAGCAGCAAAACUUAUUCUUGCUGCUAUUCAUAGAAGGAUGGAGGCAGAAGCAGGGACACAGGCAGAGGAACUAAAAUCCGUCGAAUCCGCACGAGCUAAAAAAUUGGUGGUAAAAGAUGAAGAAUUAAGGGCAGAGGUAGGAGGGGAGGUGUCGCGUCUGCAGAAGAAGGAGCAGCAAGUGCAGCAAUUAGAGGAGAAGCAGCAGCAGCAGCAGCAGCAACUGCAGCAACUUGAGCAACAAAUGCAACAAAGAGAUGCAGCAGAAGAAGCAAAACAAAUACAAAAAGCAGAAGAAGAUGUUGAGCAAGCAAAAGAAGCUGUUGAACAAUAUCAACAAUCCAUCAAAGGAGAGAUACAGGAGUUAUCUAGUGCGCAUGCAGAAGCAGAGAAGGUGCUGCUGCAGCAGCAGCAGCAGCUGGAUAGACACCUAACAGCAGCAGCAAAAACAACAUCGGCAUUAGAGAUACUAGAGCGUAAAAGGAGACAAAUAAAAGAGAGACAGCAGCAAGCAGAGGAGGAAUUAAAAAAAUGCAAAGAUUUAGAUAUAUCUAAUGCUGCUGCACUGCAGCAGCAGCAGCAGCAAGCUGCAGCAGCAGCAGCAGAUCUUGCUACACUCCAGCAACAAAAAAAAGAUGUUGAACAUGCACUCGCACAAUUUGAACAACAACUCUUCACCUCUAAGGGACUUCUUAAAGGAACAGAGAUGGAGAGACAGGAGAAGCGCUGCACAAAUCGUUUAGUGUCUCUUAUUGAGGAACAAAAAAGAGAAGGAAAAUUAAAGGGUCUCUUUGAUCGUUUAGGACAAUUAGGCUGUAUAGAUAAAAAGUAUGAAAAGGCUUUCUUAGCUGCUUCUGGUGGUUUUAGUGCUUUCUUUGUUGUUGAGGAUCCAACAGAUGCAACAGAAUUAUUUACUUUAUUAAGAACUCAUGAUUUAGGAAGAUGUAAUGUAUUAGCUCUUCGUGUCCUUGAGAAGGAUUUACGUAAUCGUAUGGAGGAGGCAGAUGCAGAAGCAAUGAGGUGUACAUACACCUCAGCCCCAAGAUUAAUUGAUUUAAUUUCCUUCUCUUUUCCUCGCAUGCGUAUUGCUUUCUUUAAGGCUGUUGGAUCUACAAGAGUAGCAAAAGAUAUAGAGGAAGCUUCUUUUCUUGCAUAUAAUAAAAAACAAAGAGUGGUAACCCUUGAUGGGGGUUUAAUAGAAGUUGAUGGACGAAUGGUUGGCGGGGGUUUAGGAGGAGGGAACUGCAGCAUAAGAACGGAGGGUUUUGCUGCAGCAGGAGUAGGAGCAAAGACAGAGGCAGAGUAUCAGCAGCAGCAGCAGCAGCAGCAGCAGCAAGUGCAACAAUUGCAGCAAACCAUUAAACAAUUACAAAAUAAUAUUGCUGAACAUAAAAAAAGACGAGAAGAAAUGAUUGCUAAUGAGAGACACCUCGAGAGACAAAAGGCAGAAGCAGAAUCUGCUGUUGAAUUGUUGCAGCAAGAUAUUGCUGCAGCUAAGCUACAGAAGAGGGAGUUGGAGAUGCGUGUAAAGAGAACAAAGGCAGAAGAUUUAACUGCUGAGGAAAAGGAAAGACUAUCUAAGUUACAGGCAGAGGUAUCGUCUAUGAGUGCUGCUCAGGUGUCUAUACACUCCAAGGUGCAGAAGCAAGAGCAGCAAGUGCAGCAGCUAAUGCAGCAACUACAGAAUGCAGGAGGAGAAGAAAUGAAGAAAAGAAGAGCACAACUUCUUAAGGCAGAAAGAGCAUUAAGUAUAUUAAAAGAAAAAGGAAUAAAACAACAGAAUGAAUUAGCAACAAAGAAGGCAGAAAUACAAAGAAUAAAUAAAGAUCUAAUUAGACUACAAAGAGAAAUUAAAUCCCAUCAGUUGGAUACCCAACACUUAUAUGAUUCAUUAAAGCAGCAGCUGCAGCAGCAAGAGCAGCAGCAGCAGCAGCAGCAGCGGCAUCUAACUGCUGCUAUGAGUAGCUUAAUGGAGAUUGAUGCAACAAUAAGAAGCGAGGAAGAAGAAACAAAUCAGACAGAGCAGCAGCAGCAGCAGCAGCAGCAGCAGCAGCAAGAGCAGCAGCAGCAGCAGCAGGGGGAGGUGCUAGCUCUAGCAGAUGGUUCAAUGGAAGAGGAUGGAGACCCACAGCAACAACAGCAACAGCAGCAGCAGCAGCAACAACAACAACAGCAGCAGCAGCAGCAGCAGCAGCAGCAGCAGCAGCAAGAGUUUAGUAAGGAAGAAAGAGAAUUGCUGCAGCGUUUAUCAAUAGAUAUAAGAGAAGAAAGUUUAUGUCUAUACAGUACAGAGGAGAUAAAUAAGCUGCAGCAGCAGCAGCAGCAGCAACAGCAGCAAGAGCAACAACAAGAGCAGCAAGGUUCAUUGCAUGCAUUACAUAUAUAUAAACAAAAAAAAAAAGAAACAGCAGCAAAAGAAGCAGAAGCAAGAGCAGCAGCAGCAGCAAGAGAAGCAGCAAAAAUACAAUUAGAACAAUUGAGGUGUACACGCAGACAUUCUUUCUUGCAUGCAUUCAAUAUUAUAUCCAAUAAACUUAAAGAAACUUAUAGAAUGCUAAGCCAAGGAGGAGACGCAGAGCUGGAGUUGGUCGAUCCCACCGAUCCCUUCUCUGAAGGAAUUCUUCUCUCUGUUCGUCCCCCCAAAAAAAGCUGGAGACAGAUACAAAAUUUAUCUGAUGAGAUAGAUGCAGCAUUAGAUUAUAAGAAUGUUAAUAUAUUAGGGUUUUAUAUAAAAAAACAAACAAUUAAUACACAAUUUAUUAUUAUUUCUCUAAGAAAUCAACUCUUUGAGCUUGCUCAUAGACUCGUUGGUAUUUAUAAAACAUUUGAUGCAACAAAGUCUGUUACAUUAGAUCCUUCUCUUCUGCAAGAAAAAGAGAAUGAGGAAGAAGACCAGCAGCAGCAGCAGCAGCAGCAGCAGCAGCAAAAUAAUAAACAGCAGCAGCAGCAACAGCAGCAAAUGCUGCAGCUAACAAUGGGGCCAGAAGCUAUUGCUUCUGUUGGGCCAUAA